Molecule: messenger RNA, 2571 nt
Organism: Suillus clintonianus
Lineage: Eukaryota; Fungi; Basidiomycota; Agaricomycetes; Boletales; Suillaceae
Product: 10 TM acyl transferase domain found in Cas1p-domain-containing protein
Exons: 6
Coding region: 1-2571 (856 amino acids)
Source: RefSeq, a predicted model, not a curated record
AUGUCCUCGUCCAAAAGACUGUUCUCGCUCAACCCCUCAUGGCACCACUAUCUGGCGUUGUCCACCGGAGCGUUCGCCAUAUUGGCAGGGAUAUUACACUAUAUCAUUUCCGGCCGAGCAGAUCCACUGCAUUGUAAUUCCCUGCUUACUAGAGGCACCUGGUUGGAUGAGAGCCACCACAACUGGCAACCUGAGGGUUGUAUGCUACAUGCAUACAAGUCGAAGGAUACCACACCUUGCCUGGCUUCCAGACGCGUCAUCUUUAUUGGCGACUCCGUAACGCGCGCCUUAUAUUUUCAUUUUAUGAAUAUUGUCGAUCCGAAGCUCCCAAAUGCUCCUCUUGAUGACGACCACAAGCAUUCGAAUUAUUCAUACACUUCAGAAUCGGCAUCAACCCUGGACUUUUUCUGGGAUCCGUAUUUGAAUACAUCUGGCACUCUUUCUCUCAUUCAUGGUCACUUGCCUUCCAGUGACAUCGAUGACCGUCCUGCUAUGCUUGUCCUAGGUUCGGGCCUGUGGUACCUGCGUUAUACCCAUACUACCGGUGGCCUCUCUGCCUGGGAAGCGAAUAUGGAGAAUCUUUUGGAGUCUGUAUCUGCAGCAGAGAUAAAGCCGGCAGAUGAAGUGGUGAUUCUUCCCGUGCAGGACAUUGUACCUUCAAAACUCUCUCCAGAACGCGCCGAAACCAUGCACUCCUCAGAUGUAGAUGCGAUGAACUCGGACCUCCACCAUCGCAUUAAUCCACCAUCACCUGCUAUCUAUUCCAUAUUCUCAAGCUCUCCCGCGGCUUUACCCGUUUCUUUUCCACUUGUUUUUAAUAAAAUGCUUGACGACGCUAGCACGCAAGAUGGACUGCAUUUCUCGGACGACAUCGUGAAAGCACAUGCUAACAUCCUCCUUAAUCUGCGCUGCAAUAACAUGUGGUCAAAGACGUCUCCUUUUGACAAGACGUGUUGCCGCGCUUAUCCGUCUCCAUCGUUCUUGCUGCUAGCUAUCCUCGCAGCUGUCGUGGUGCACGGACCAAUUAUGUGGUACUUUGCGUACACUCAAAAUCCAACCAAAGGUAUCUCCUUUGCGGGCGAAUAUAGGCCAGCUGUCAUUUUUGGUUUAUCCGUCGGUUUGAUCUUUAUCGCCGAUCGAACUGGCUUCUGGCUGAAAGAACAAAAACAAUUCACCCCAUGGACCUACGGGUUUCUCAUGCUAUCUUCUCUCGUGGCAGGGCUGUUAACGGUGAAGCGUGCCGACAAAGACAUGGGCUUCUUAAACCGCGAUCAAACUGAUGAGUGGAAAGGUUGGAUGCAAGUCGCAAUCCUUAUAUAUCAUUACAUGGGGGCAUCCAAAAUUUCUGGAAUUUACAACCCCAUUCGCGUGCUGGUCGCGGCAUAUUUGUUCAUGACUGGUUAUGGACACACAACCUUUUAUAUCAAGAAGGCCGACUUUGGCUUUCUGCGUAUUGCUCAGGUACUGGUUCGCAUAAACCUUCUAACGGUAGUCCUGACAUACACCAUGGAUGUCAAUUACCUUUCGUACUAUUUCUCGCCCCUCGUUUCGAUGUGGUAUCUCAUCGUGUACGGAACGAUGGCGAUAGGCUCGCGAUACAACGAUCGCAUGAUCUUUCUCUUAUCGAAGAUUGCGAUCUCGAUGGGCUUGUUCACAUGGUUCAUGACUGAGACAUGGAUGCUGGAGGCCGUAUUCGCGUUUCUAGAGCGGAUAUUCAGCAUCCAUUGGUCUGCCCGUGAAUGGAGUUUCCGAGUAACUCUUGACCUGUGGAUCGUGUAUUUCGGGAUGCUUCUGUCGAUUUUUGUAAUCAAGAUUCAAGCACAUCGACUUACCGACCAUCACCUUUGGCCCGUAGCGGUGAAAGUGGCUGUUGGGACUUCUAUCUCCAUCUUGCUAUGGUUCUUCGGGUUUGAACUCAUGCAAGAAAGCAAGUUUAGCUAUAACGCAUGGCAUCCAUAUAUAUCAUUCUUGCCCAUCGUAGCCUUCAUCACUCUCAGGAACGCAAGCUCUUCCCUUCGUUCGUGCAGCUCUCGGGCUUUCUCUUUUAUCGGGAGGUGUUCUUUGGAGACAUUCAUUAUCCAAUAUCACCUAUGGCUCGCGGGUGACACGAAGGGUAUUCUUGUCAUUAUACCUGGAACACGCUGGCGUCCAAUAAACUUCAUCAUCUCCACGAUCAUCUUCGUCUAUAUCUCCGAUCAUGUUUCCAAUGCCACAGGAGAGCUCACAACGUGGAUUUGCGGAAGCAAAGAAACUUCGCUUCCGACUUCAAGUCGCAACAUCACCCGUCACACAGUGCCAUCAGGUUCCAGCGCAGAAUCCGUUCCCCUCUCCACUGACAUCCACACGAGCAAGGAUGGCGGCAGUCAUCCGACGAAACCCGAUUCACCCGUGCGACCGACGAGACGAUGGGUGGAUAGAUUAGCUGAAGGGACGUCGCCACAGCGUUCCCCAGGCUACAAGGUGUGGUAUGGAGGAUCAGGGUUGAGACUCGGAGUGAAAACGAGGCUAGCAGUGUCGAUGGGACUGAUGUGGUUGGCUAACUCAUUGUGGACAGUUGCGGAUUCGACAUAG